UUGGCACCCUCCUGCCCACUCUUGAAACACUAAUGUCAAAGACCCUGGAGGUGAAAGACAGUCUGACUGUGGCAACGGGCCUACCUAAAGCCAUAGUUCAGGCUAUCAAAAGACGAUUUGCAUCCGUCUUGGAAAGCAGCGACGCAAUGCUGGCAGCCGUCACUCUUCCCAAAUUCAAGUUGCGGUGGCUGAGAGACCAGAGGAAGAAAGAGAUGAUCAAGGGAAUCCUGGUAGCAGAGUGUCACAAGUUUGUCCCUGGCCCUGAGCAGCAACCAGCCAGGAAACUUGUGUCUCCGACAACCCCACCAGACUCAGGCUCCUCCAAAGACAAAGAGCAGGACUUCUUUUCCUUUGAGGACGAUGAUGAACACUUUGCCUCUGUGGAGACUGAGGUAAUGUCCUACUUGAAAACCGCCGAAACAGGCAUGGAGAUUCUCCAACAAUUUCCCACAAUAAAGGAAAUUUGUCUGAAGAAAAAUGCAGCUAUCCCAUCCAGUGCACCUGUUGAGAGACUCUUCAGUCUGGGAGGCCUGGUACUGUCUCCAAAGAGGAACAGGCUUUCUGACCAAAGGUUUGAGAAGCUGCUUCUCAUGAGGUACAACCACUGGUUCGAAGACUAAACCUCCACUCAAACAUUAGUCAGGUCUUUGCCAAUAAGCACCUUCUUUGUUGUUUGUUGUUGUUGUUUGUUUUACAUUCUGUUAAAUUUUACAACACUUAUUUUAUGGUUGCUGCCUGGACUUCAUAGUUGAACUUAAGGAAAGAUGUUUUGACUUUAUUUUUAUUUUUAUAUAUAUACUUAUUUUGAUGGACUAUACACAACAGCAGUUGCUUACCUCAUACAUAUUUCGUGCUGAAAGCAGUUGUAUUUUUGCACAUUGAUUCUGAAUAAUAUAUUCAGCUUACAUUUAUGGUUGUCUAACCAGCAGUUACUUGGUGCUGAGUGAAUGUUCAUUUUUCCAACUUGAUUCUGAAUAAUAUAUUCCAAUUGUAUGCAGUUAUUUGUUUCAGAAUGCCUUGAGAAAAAUAAGAUAAUUUAUUUUGUGUUUAUGUUGUUUGCUGGAUUAGAGAUAUGAAGGAACAAUAGUUAUGGUGCUGCUGAUCUGAUGAAGCCAUCAUUUUAAUUCAGAAUUACUUGAGAAAAAAUGGCUUUUUGGUUAGGCUAUGUUGUGUGCCUUUCUUGAGUUAAGCCAGGUUUACAGCUAUGUUGUGAUAUGUUGUUAUAAUGAAUGCUGUUUGUUACUUAUGUUGCAGCUAUCUUCUGUAUUAUUUAUGGCAGACUAGACCCAACUCUGACCUCCUAAAGGGCAAUUCUGACCUGUAAAGGGCAGCAAGUUUGCAGGCAACUACCUAGUAUGUAGUAUUGUCAGUUUGUUCUGGCCUAAAAUAAAUUGGCACUUGGAAACA
Messenger RNA from Myripristis murdjan (pinecone soldierfish), 1407 nucleotides. Its product is annotated as zinc finger BED domain-containing protein 1-like. The record is from RefSeq and is a predicted model, not a curated record. Lineage: Eukaryota; Metazoa; Chordata; Actinopteri; Holocentriformes; Holocentridae. The transcript has 2 exons. Bases 33 to 620 code for a protein of 195 amino acids.